CGCAAUCAAUGAGCGUUUUGUCAACAUGAUAACUUGUUCAAUCUAAUCCAAGUGACGUCCACUUUUUAGUGAUAUAAUAAAUUAUUCUUUAUUUUAUUUCAAAAUUUUUCUUUUCCAUUUAUAAAUAAUCUUGAACUAUCUAUAUAGUUUUCAUGCUUUAAAUCUUUUAAAAUGCUUAACUAGAACACUUACAGGUUAGGUGACAAGUUGGUUCAAAAUGCUAACUUUAUUAGGCGAAAUUCAUUUUUGGACUCUCAAAGAUAGUAACUGUAUUAGAGACACAGAUUUUGGUGCUUUUAGGUAUCACGAUAAAAAGAGUAGUACCGACAAUAUACUGUUUGCUGGUAAAAAAAGUUAUACAGAAAACAGAAAUGCUCUUUGGAGUCCAGGAAACAAACGGCCAGUACGUCUUAAAGACUCAUUAAAGGAAUUUGAGGAAUAUCUGGAUACUUUAAGAGUUGUGUAUAAGGAAUGGCGCGACUGUUCAACAUUGCAACUUAUGUUCAAUACUGGUCUCCUUGCCAACAUAAUUUUGAACCCUCUCAGCGGCGAUGUAAGAGAAAUUACAUUCGACAAGUACAUGGUCGGCAAACUUCAGUCAGAAUAUGUGGCUGACGGUAAGAACUAAUCUUAUUGAUGCUUU
This is a messenger RNA of Nilaparvata lugens (brown planthopper), 643 nucleotides long. Its product is annotated as WD repeat-containing and planar cell polarity effector protein fritz-like. Gene Ontology annotation, cellular component: axonemal basal plate. Lineage: Eukaryota; Metazoa; Arthropoda; Insecta; Hemiptera; Delphacidae. Gene Ontology annotation, biological process: nervous system development; establishment of protein localization; cilium organization. The record is from RefSeq and is a predicted model, not a curated record. The transcript is spliced from 4 exons. Bases 218 to 628 code for a protein of 136 amino acids.